AUGCCGCAGUCGGAAACACCAACGUUUUCUUCUGAACAGAUUGUAAAGAUAUGUGAACAACUUGAAGAUGCUGGCAAUGUUGAAAGGCUAGCCGCAUUUCUUUGGUCAAUAUCACACCAGCAGCACAGUGACGAAGUGACAGCCGUUUUGCGAAGUCAUGAAUCGGUGCUCAGAGCGCGUGCUCUCGUUUGCUUCCACAUGGGAAAUUUCCAAGAAAUGUACCGAAUUUUGGAAUCACACAAGUUCACCAAUGGCUCACACAGCAAGCUGCAAGCAAUGUGGCAGGAAGCACAUUACCAGGAAGCCGAGAAAUUGCGGGGAAGACCGCUUGGACCGGUGGAUAAAUAUCGAGUGCGAAAAAAAUAUCCGAUGCCACGAACAAUUUGGGACGGUGAGCAAAAAACUCACUGCUUCAAGGAACGAACUAGGUCGUUGUUACGGGAGUGGUACUUGCAAGAUCCUUAUCCAAAUCCGAGUAAGAAGAAAGAAUUGGCGUCAAAAACGGGUCUAACUGCCAUGCAAGUAGGAAAUUGGUUUAAAAAUCGACGCCAGCGUGAUCGAGCAGCUGCUGCAAAAAACAAAACACUACCAUAA
Gongylonema pulchrum is the source of this 594-nucleotide messenger RNA. The record is from the annotation of a GenBank genome assembly. Lineage: Eukaryota; Metazoa; Nematoda; Chromadorea; Rhabditida; Gongylonematidae.